CGCCCAUUGCGUGAAGUUGAAGACUUUAAUGAAAUCCACAAAUCAGUCAGCCGGGAGUCUGCCACUUCUGAAAAGAAAAAACCCAAAAAGAAGGAACCAGUGCACUUGAACCACGAAUCUCCCAAAGUGGUAGGAAACCCUUGGACAUUUUUCAACCAAUUUACCGAUACACAAGAGGCACGAUAUGACAACGAGGAGCAGGAAGAAAUGGACAGCGUGUCUUACAAUGGACGAGACGAGCCCAAUGAAUACCCUGACACCCCCAAUUCACAACACAAUGAAUAUGUUGAUGCGGUAGAUGAUGGCCAGGAACACAACUCAUGGUCUUUCUUUCCAUUUUCACGUCGUGCUCAAGAAGCGAAUAGUCCCACUUCGGGCAAAAUUCCUUCACAUGUUGAUGAUUCAAAUAAGCCACCAAAAUUAAUGAAGCGUAUAAGAGCAUUCCGGACCAGAAAAAAGGACCGCCAGGGAAAAAAGUCCAUCAGCGCAGUAGAUUUCACUGCUGAUGAGGAAGAUAUGGCUACAACUAGAAGGGCGCAAGCAUUGGUAGGCAGAUUGGCUGUCAGUGCGGAUGCUAUUGGCUUACUUGCAUCAUGUCUAUUAGAAGAUGAGAGAGGAAUUGGAAGAGCACCUCUAUUGUUGACAUUAUUAGGUUUCAGAAUUACUGAUACCUCUCCUAAUAUUGGUACCAAAAUAAGAAGAUUUAGAAUCGAUUUGGAGUAUGGUGUUGGACCUCAAAGGCUCCAAUGGUCAGUGGAAAAGAAUGCCAAGGACUUGUUGUACUUGCACUCAAGGUUCAAGUUCGAAAAAUGGAGAAAUGAAGUUAGAAGUAUCAAGACAGACCUUCCUAAGUACCCUAUUCCUCCUUUGAGGAAUGCUGAAGGGGUGAAUAACAGGUCAAAAUCUAAAAACCACUUGAAAUCAGGAGCAAAUGAGGAGUUACAUGAAGAUAAUUCAUCAAUUCAAACAAAUCAUACACUCAGGGGCCACUUGGCAAACUUAAGAUCGCAACUCAGUAGCAUUAAUUCAACCUAUAGUGAAGAGCAAUCACCAGAACAAGUCAGAGCAAGAAUCACUAAGAACCAGGAGUAUAUCAAAGAGGUGACAAACUAUUUGAAUGAUCUUAUAACAUUAGUCGCAUUAAGAGCCCAAUCAAACAAGUUAUUUCAGUUUUUUGAGAUUUCUCCACUUUCCUCAUUAUUAAGUUAUGAAACUGGUUACAUUGGAAAACAGGGUGUUAUUCACUUAGGAGGAACGGCUAAGUCCCAAGGAUGGAGAGUCGGCCAUUUCAAAGCGAACGAUCUUAAGGGGAUGAUUGACAGACGUUCUGAAAAAUGGUUAUUGAUCAGAAAUUCCUACGUUAUGUAUGUUGCUGAUAUCAACUCCACACUACCUUUAGAUGUGUUCUUGGUUGACUCGAAUUUCAGGAUUACUUUCAAGGGUGAUACCGAGCAAGGAAAAGAUGACGAAGAAUCGGACUAUGAUGAUUCUUCCUUGAUUCAAAUGAAGUUAGGUGAGGAAACACUUGAAAACGAAUCUUCUCACAAGAACGUUUUUCAACACUUAAAAAUAACUUUGGAAAAUUCAGAAAGAAAAAUGGUUCUUGUUCCAAAAUCUAUUAAGGAACAAAAAUUAUGGAUUAAGUCAUUGCUGGAAAUGAAAAACUCAACGAUAUAUUCUAAUGCAAAUAGAUUCGGAUCAUUUGCACCAAUUAGAAAAAAUUCUUUUGCUCAAUGGUUCGUUGAUGGUAGAGAUUAUUUCUGGGCAGUCUCCUCUGCGUUAGAAAUGGCAAAAGAUGUUAUCUUUAUUCACGAUUGGUGGUUAUCUCCAGAGUUAUAUUUGAGACGGCCUGCUAAUGGUAAUCAGCAAUGGAGAAUUGAUAGAAUUCUUCAGAGAAAAGCAAAACAAGGUGUCAAGAUUUACGUUAUAGUGUAUCGUAAUGUGGGGACCACGGUAGCAACAGACUCGCUUUAUACAAAGCAUUCAAUUUUAUCUCUUGACGAAGAAAAUAUUCAUGUCAUUAGAUCACCAAACCAAUUACUUCAAAAUACUUAUUUUUGGGCGCAUCAUGAGAAGUUAUGUAUCAUUGACCAUACCGUGGCAUUCCUUGGAGGAAUUGAUUUAUGUUAUGGUAGAUACGAUACACCUGACCAUGUUUUGACAGAUGAUUCUGAGGUGAAUUUUGAAUCCUUGCUGGCUGAAGAGAGGUUAUCUCCCGAAGAUUUUGUCAAAUUUCAAGUGUUCCCAGGUAAGGAUUACUCAAAUCCUCGUGUUAAAGAUUUUUUCGGCCUAGACAAACCUUAUGAGUCUAUGUAUGAUAGAAAUUCUGUUCCUAGAAUGCCUUGGCACGAUGUUCAUAUGGUUACUUCUGGUAAAGUGGCUAGAGAUUUGGCCAGACAUUUUGUUCAAAGAUGGAAUUACUUGCUUAGACAGAAGAGACCAAGUAGAUUUACUCCUUUACUUACUCCACCAUCUGAUUUAACUGAUGAAGAGGUUGAGCACUUGGGUCUCAAUGGUACUUGUGAAGUUCAGUUGAUUAGAUCAUCGGGCAGCUGGUCUUUGGGUCUAAAAGAGCAUGAGCAGAGCAUCCAGAAUGCUUAUUUGAAGUUGAUUGAAACUUCAGAACAUUUUGUAUAUAUCGAGAAUCAGUUUUUCAUCACAUCCUGUUUCAUUGAUGGUACAGAAAUUAAGAAUAGAAUCGGAGAUGCUUUGGUUGAUAGAAUUAUCAAGGCUCAUAAUGAAGGCACUAAUUGGAGGGCCAUUAUUGUUAUUCCACUAAUGCCCGGCUUUGAAUCCCAGGUGGACGAGCCUGAUGGUUCAUCUGUCAGAGUGAUCAUGCAAUGUCAGUACAUGUCUAUUUCAAGAGGUACUACGUCAAUCUAUGCAAAAUUGAGGAAGUAUGGAAUCGAACCUGAUGACUAUAUUCAAUUCUUUUCAUUAAGAAAAUGGGGUAGAAUUGGGCCUGAUAGAACCUUAGUUACCGAACAAUUGUACAUUCAUGCCAAGACCAUGAUUGUUGAUGAUAGGGUUGCUCUUAUCGGAAGUGCAAACAUCAAUGAGAGAUCUAUGAGAGGUGUUAGAGACUCAGAAGUGGCAGCUGUAGUCAGAGAUCAAUCUAUGAUUAGUACAACCAUGGAUGGCGAGCCCUAUUUGGCUGCCAAGUUUGCCCAUACACUUCGUAUGAGAUUGAUGAGGGAGCAUCUUGGAGUCAAUGUCGAUAUCUUAGAUAUUGUUGAGAGAAGAUUUAAGAGGUUUGAAGAAGUUGCUAAAUCGUCCGUUGGGUUGAAGGCAGUCACCAAUAAGUUUAAGAACCGUGAGCAUGCAAUUAUGUCCGCCAUGGUUGAAAUUGCAUCUAGAGAUAUUUUGGAUGAGAAAGAAGGUACUUUCAGAUGGAAGAAUUUCCAGGAGUCCAAGAACUUGCAAACCGAGGCUGCGGAAGUUGAGCUCGACGAGGAGACAAAAUCUGACGAGCAGAAAAUCCCUACCCCAUUACCAUUACCACUUUCUUUCAACAAUAGAACUGGUCCCCAUGAGGCCAAUACUGGUAUCAGAGACAAAAAGAAGCAUUCAUACGAUGCCAGAGUUCAACAUUCUGAUAAGCACAAAAAGGACGUCUAUGGUGAUGGUCCUGAUAAAUAUAAAACUAAAUUGGCGAAACGGGCAAGACUUAACGCUAGUCGGUUUUUGAAAGAUCUUGCCAAGCAAGCAAUGAAGAAUAAUCCGACAUCCUCAUUCUUGCCAGAUAUCCAUAACGUGAAGGAUUUCUUAGAAGCUGAUGAUUUUGAUAUAAUCGACGAGAUUGAUGAAGAAUCUGAAAAAUUGAUCAAUGAACGAAACAAGGAAAGAUGGGCAUUGUUAAAGAAAAUAUCUUACUUGCAAAGAGUCGCAGCAAAGGAAAAGGAAGACAAUGAACAUGAAGCUAAGAGAAGAGUCGACGCAGGAAUGGAGCCUAGCAUCAAGCAACCCCGCAAAAACUCCAGUUACAACGGUUCGGGAAGUCCUGAACCCGAAAAGAUUUCAGUAAACAUUACUGAUGGAGACAUUCAAGCACCACUUGAUACACCAGAGGACGCAGCUGAUGGCUCAAUUUCAGAAAAAGAAAAGAAGGGAGAAACAGUUGAGGGCCAUAGCGAACAAAUCCCUAUUGUUACCCUUGAUGAACAAGGAACAAGGGAUAUUCUUCAAAGUAUCAACCCCAAGGGCGACGUUCACUUUAGUAAGUAUGUCGAUCCCUAUGGUUUUGAGGAUCCAUUAUAUUUUGAAUUCUAUGAAGAUCUUUGGUACGAGCAUGCCAGAAGGAAUACUGAGAUGUUUAGGUUGAUCUUCCAUACGCAACCUGAUGAUUAUGCCAUUUCAUGGAAGGAUUACAAGCACUACUCCAAGUUACAGAGAGCAUUCUAUUUGUCACAACAACAAGAGGCAAAGGAAAGAGUCAAACAACGCACAAGAACGAGCUUGUCCGAUGAAUCGGAAAGCGAAGACGAAUUUGCAGCAAAUGCCAAAUCUUCACUCCAAGAUGAAUAUGAUGCUUCAGACAACGAGCAUGAUGAUUUGAUCGAAGAGGAGGAUGAAGAUGAUGACGAAGAACAACUCCCGGAAAAAGCAGCUACGCAACGCGUUGAAGACGAAACUGAAACCGAAGUACCCACCGAGGAACCAAAGUCUUCGGAAGCUGACUCAACUCCUAAAUCAAGACUUGAAAGUGGAUUUACUGCAAGCUCCACCAAAAAGCCACGUCCUAAGAGAAGUUUCUUGACCCGCAGAAGACUUCGUUCCGGCGAGAGAAUCUUCGAUCGGGAUUCAGCAGAGCGAAUCUUGAACGAGAUUCAGGGCCACUUGGUCAUGUUCCCAGUUGACUGGUUGAUGAGGGAAUUGGAGGGAGGAAACUGGUUCUAUAACACCGAUAGAAUUCCUCCCAUCGAAAUUUACGAUUGA
Molecule: messenger RNA, 4935 nt
Organism: Suhomyces tanzawaensis NRRL Y-17324
Lineage: Eukaryota; Fungi; Ascomycota; Pichiomycetes; Serinales; Debaryomycetaceae
Gene: PLD1
Product: phospholipase D
Exons: 3
Biological process (GO): cell motility
Molecular function (GO): catalytic activity
Source: RefSeq, a predicted model, not a curated record